Messenger RNA from Ostrinia nubilalis (European corn borer), 2042 nucleotides. RefSeq names its product T-cell immunomodulatory protein. Gene Ontology annotation, cellular component: plasma membrane. Lineage: Eukaryota; Metazoa; Arthropoda; Insecta; Lepidoptera; Crambidae. Bases 11 to 1771 code for a protein of 586 amino acids. The transcript has 2 exons. The record is from RefSeq and is a predicted model, not a curated record.
GUAAUUUAUCAUGUUUUGUGAAUUUUUAUUAACUUUGCUGUUUGUUUACACAUCAGCAGUUAUUAAUGAUAUGACUGAGAGUUCAUUUGGUAAACAUACUGAAGGAGUAAUAGCUGCAUUUGGUGAUUUCAAUUCUGACGAAUUAACUGAUGCUUUUGUUAUACUAAACAGUACUAGUGUGGAAGUUCUCCUGGCAUAUGACAAGGAGCCGUUCUUGAGACCAUCGUCGUAUGCUUGUAAUUUUAGCAAUAUAAUUAUAACCAGUGUGGUUCCUGGAGAUUAUGAUGGAGAUGCUUACAUGGACAUCCUAAUCACUACACAAAUCCAAAAUGCUACAACAAAUCUUCACGAUGUUCGAAUUUUAUGGGGUGGUAUGCCAACAUUGAACUGCUCAGAUGCUCUCCUCAUUAAGGCUAUAACCAUUGGCCAACCACUAGUGAUGGACUACAAUCGUGAUAUGACCCUUGAUUUAUUUGGCAUGAAUACACAGCAGCAAAGAGUUUAUUGGGUAUUUGAUCAGUCAAGAGGAACUCCUAAAGAAAUUCCAAUGGCCGAUGAUAUUUCGAAAGAAAUUAAACUACCACACUCCCACUCAUUUCUCGAUGUCAAUGAUGACAAUGCUGCUGAUCUCUUAGUAACCACUAAACUUGACAUUGAAAUAUGGCUGAAUAAAGAAUCCAGUGGCUUCAAAUAUAACAAUAGUAUUGAGUUGCUUGUUGGUCAUACAACUAUUUAUGGGCAAGCCUUGUUUAUUGAUGUGGCUCUUAAAGGAGAGUUCUUUUUAGUUCUUCCAGUUUGUUCUGACACUGAAUGUUUUAAUAGUACCAUUCUAAUAUAUGACAAUCAUGAGUGGCAUGAUCUUCAAAUUGAUUUGAAUGAUGGAAAAGGAACACUUUGGAGGUUUGCGCCUCCUAGAAAUGAAGUAUACCUGGACACUAUAACUAUGCGCAGUGGAGAUUAUAAUAUGGAUGGAUAUCCAGAUAUGUUGAUGACUUUGAGUCCAAUGAAUAGCAAUGAAACAAGAGUUUUCCUCCUUCACAAUAUACCUUGUACUUUGCCAGGAUGCAAGUUUUCUAGAACUUUUCAGGUCCAAUGGGAAAUAUUCAAUUCAUUUGGAAGCAAUGUCAUAAUGGGCACCUUUUAUGACUUCUAUAUGGAUGGAGUACUAGAUAUAAUUUAUGUUAAGAAGAAUACAACAACACAAAGAUAUACCAUGCAUGCCUUUAGAAAUAGCUUAGAGUAUGAUACCAAUUUCAUUAAAGUAAUUGUAGUAACUGGUCUCACAAAUGAAAAAACUCCCACAAUCAAUGGUACUCUGUACCAAAGGAAAGGAACAUUUGGUACUAAUUUACCAGGCCCAAAAAUUGGCUACAAUACAUGGUCUCAAGAAGGAAAUUAUAGAACAGGAGUAUGUGCACAGUUACCUCAAUCUGCAUAUUUUGCUUUACAAUUACCAUACUCAAUAUUUGGACUGGAUCGAACACCUAAUUUUGUUGACACAUUAAAUGUUGGACUUUCUGGUCAUACCAAAAGCUGGACUCAAAUAAUUCCUAAUUCUCAAAUAGUAGUUAUACCAGCACCUCCUAAUGAUCCAUCUCAAUGGAGAGCACAGUUAUUUGUGACACCUAGUAAGGUCAUUUUGAAAAGUGUUUUUGUAUUAACUGCAAUCAUAAUAGUCAUCACAUGCCUUGUGCUGUAUUUGCAUUGGAAAGAAAGAAAUGACCGACAAGAUAUUAUAGAAAUAGAUGAAAAAACAUAUGUCAAAAUAUAGAAGUAACAAUCAUCACUGGUAAUCCAAGGUUAAUGGACUGUGAUAUUGAUGUUGGUUAGGGCAUCACAAAUGUACCUUGCUAAUUUAAUUAUUAUUCCUGUUAAUAAAUAUGUAUAUUAUACCUACAAUAAAAUUAUGUUUAAGAUAAAUGUGUCUUCGAUUAACUGACAUUGAUUUUUAAGUUAUAUCAAAGCACUGAGACAAAAUAUAUUGUAUCAUGUCUGUUGAUUGAUUUAGAUGUAAGUGAUCUUUUUAUUAAAAAACCUUAUCU